Molecule: messenger RNA, 2792 nt
Organism: Fusarium odoratissimum NRRL 54006
Lineage: Eukaryota; Fungi; Ascomycota; Sordariomycetes; Hypocreales; Nectriaceae
Exons: 2
Coding region: 176-1531 (451 amino acids)
Biological process (GO): transmembrane transport
Cellular component (GO): fungal-type vacuole membrane
Molecular function (GO): transmembrane transporter activity
Source: RefSeq, a predicted model, not a curated record
AUCGACUCUGAUCGGGAUGGGGCAGAGACCAGGACGUAUAUAGUUGUCAGCCAUCCCAGUUGAGUAGCCCUGAAACUAUGCCCAGCAACCUCAAAUUCUACUACUUGUUGGCCAGUCCAUGUUCUAGCAUAUCAAUGGAACACACCUUAAUAUCACACACUUUAUCGUAUCAACAAUGUUUGGCAAAGAUGUAGAGAAGACGCCAACUCGGAGGCAAUCGUCACCAUGUCCUUCUGAAGGCAAUCCCGAGGACCCUCAGAACCUCCAUCACACUAUCUCAAACACAAACGCCCCUCCUCCAGUCUUUGAUCCUGAAAGCUUCGACCCACCAGAUGGAGGCUUCACAGCCUGGUCCCAAGUUCUUGCUGGUGUCUUCAUCAAUUGCUUGGCAUGGGGCUACCCCGCCUCCUUUGGUGUAUACCAGCUUCACUAUGAAGAAUCGCUUGGAUUGCCUUCGUCACAAAUCUCGUGGAUCGGUUCCUGCCAGACUUUCCUGACAUUCGCGUUCUGUGGCCCAGCCGGCCGUCUUGCCGAUGCUGGAUAUACCAGAGAGACUGUCGCCUUCGGAAGCUUCCUGGCUAUCUUGGGAACCUUCAUGACCAGUCUGUGUAAAGAGUACUGGCAAAUAUUCUUGUCUCAGGGUGUCUGCACAGGUAUAGGCUUAGCCUUGCUAUUCAUGCCUGCUGUGACUGUUGUUGGUUCUUAUUUCAAAGCCAAGAAGGCAUUUGCUCUGGCGUUGGCUGCUACGGGCACUGGGCUGGGUUCCAUCAUUUUCCCUGCCACUCUCCAAUAUCUCAUCCCACAAAUCGGUUUCCCAUGGGCUGUCCGCUGUGCUGGUUUUGUCGCUCUCGUCUUGAUAGUUGCCGCAAAUCUCAUACUAAAGCCGUACCUCGCUCCGAGAAAAUCAGGGCCCCUGAUAGAAUGGGAAGCCUUCAGGGAACUCCCCUAUUUAUUGUUCGUGCUGGGCGCGUUUCUGAACUUUUAUGCAUUAUACUUUGGUUUCUUUUAUAUCAAUGUUUAUGCUCGCAACGUAAUUGGGUUUACAGCAGUUGAAGCUGUCAGCUUGCUACUGAUUGUGAACGCAAUGAGUAUUCCUGCACGGCCUAUAAUGGGUUACCUGGCUGACAAUAUCCUGGGACCGAUAAACGCAUUCCUUAUUGGGAUGACUGCACUCAGCGUCAUGGUGUACUGCUGGAUUGGCGUCAAGUCCGUCGCCGGCAUGUACGCUUUCUGCGUCUUCUUUGGAUUCGUGAACGGCGCGUGUCAGGGAACAUUCGUUGGUGCUAAUGCGAGCUUGACCAAAGGUAAGAGACCCCCCGACUUUUGCCUUGUUGUUCUCUUGUAUAUGACUGACCAAGUAAUAAAGAUCCCCGCAAGAUGGGUACUCGCUUCGGUAUGGUUCAGACGAUUUCUGCAUUUGCCAGUUUGGCCGGACCACCGACUGCUGGUGCCAUCCUGGAUAAAUCGAAUGGCAAUUUUGUAUAUGCACAGAUUUGGGGUGGUACUGUGUUUUUGUUUGGUGCUCUCAUGAUUGCUUCAUCUAGAGUUGCGUCAACCGGAUUUGUUUUGAUGAAAAAGAAAUAAAGAGGCAAAAAGAUUGGGCAUGUACAGGGAUACAACAAUUCGGUACUUAUGAUUGAGUAAGGAGGCAUGGGCUUUUGAGUAAGGCAACAAGUAAAUGGUAAUGUUUAAAUUGAAUGUAAUACAUCAGAGGCCUUUUCAUAUCCUGUGUAAGUGAUGAAGAGUCGUGAUGACUAGGCGAGCAAUCUGGCUCCCGUCUUGCCAUACAAAAUCGUGCUCACCUCUGAGGUGCUUAUUAACUUCCACUUUGAGUCCCUGCUCUGUUAGAAGAGAUGCCAUAUUAUCAAUCUCCGGCUCAUCAAUAAGUGUAUCCUCAGCAGACCAUGCAAGCAUUGCUAAUUUCCCACUUGCCCAGUUGUCUUUGAAGCUUGAUCCAAACCGAGCUGGUGAGGCUUUCUCCCAGGCAGACUUAUCGUCACCAAAUGCGGCUUCGAUAAAGCUAGCAUACCCGCCGUUGUGCCUGUCGUUGAGCCCAACAAGAUCGAAUAUACCUGAUACUCCAACAAUGGCAAUGGGCAAGGGUCCCUUGGGGUGAGAGGCGAGAAUGUCCCCACUCAUGAGAAGUUGGAACGCGAGUGUUGCACCGGCGGAGUGACCGACCAGGAUGUAGUUGUUUGACAGCUCGUACUUGCCUUGUAGGUAGUUCAAAGCUGACCAGAUGUCUUCUAAAUGAUCUGGGUGUUUUACAGUGGCAGACUCUUGGGGGAAGUCUGGAUGAGGUGAUAGCCGGUAGUCGAUACUGACGAAGCCAGCAAUAUCCAGUGUCGCGACUGCACCCGAGAUGACAAUGCGCUUGAUAGACUCGGUGAAAUCGUUUUCAUCGUUACGAGGAUCACGCCAGGCACCUCCAUGGAUGAAGCUGAAAGCUGUUAGUGAAACCGGAGAAAUAGGGAGAUCGAUGGGAAACCCUCACACCACCCAAUAACCAGUUGUUUGGGCCGGACGAUCAGCAAACCGCCAUACGCCUAGUUUCUGACGGUUAUGUUCCCCGUAUUGGUGAGACGCAUAAGUGAGCCCCAGAGAUUUGUCUUCGGCAAUAUCGGCCAUCUUGUUUCGCUUUAUGGGUGACUAUCGACGCUAUGACCCGAAAGGAAAUGUUGAUCACAGGGUUGUUCGCGGAGGUCAGUGAAGGAUUGGGUAUUAGAUGCGAGAAACUCAGAUCGGAGGCGUUAGUUCUUUUGGCCGUUUCUUAUAGCAGAAGCUUCUUAAAU